Bipolaris maydis ATCC 48331 is the source of this 897-nucleotide messenger RNA. NCBI's taxonomy places the organism in Eukaryota, Fungi, Ascomycota, Dothideomycetes, Pleosporales, Pleosporaceae. The record is from RefSeq and is a predicted model, not a curated record.
AUGGUUUUCGUCGCGGGAAGAAUCAAGGAGGCUACAGUGAAACCUGGUACUAUUUCGAGCUCACUGGAUUCUGGAAAUAGAUGCAAUGGCACCCCUAUUUACCGCCAUUCAUUGAGCCUUACACCAAACUCCAGAGCGUCAUUCCCUGUCCCUCUCGUCUCUGUUUCUGAUGAUGUUAAGGAGUCUCCAAAACCUUACGUGUACGAUGACAUUUUGAUUGAAUUGUUGAACAAAAUCACUUGGACACCAUCGUAUAUUCCCUGUAUUAGCAGCCAGGUUCGCCACAUGGAUCAUGAUGGAGAAUUAUUUCCUGGCCUAAGAACGCAUCUCACAUCUAUGGGACUUCCAACAACCAGACGUAAUACAAACUGUAACGGGCCAUCCCUUCGAAAAUGUUCAACUAAUAUCACCAGUGUGCCAUUGGAGAAUUGGAAGCAACAACAUGGCGCUGUUAAGAACAAGGGUAUAGAUUUCACCAACCUCGUAAGAUGGAACACCGCGAAGGAAUACAUUUAUGGCAGUGACCUGAUUUCCAACUAUAAGCAGCUUUUUGCGACUGAAGACGUGAUCAUGGUCACUGGCACCAUGUGCAGCUCAGCGUGCAGCAUAUCGGCUGACCUAAUGCGAAAGCGUGCUGGCGUUAGGAAGGUUGCGCUUGAAGGCCAACCGCGGAAGGACACGAUGCAUGUCAUCGCCAACCUGAUAAGUACGCCCGAAGAAGCUGCCCGUUCCAACAAGAAGGAACUCGAUACGAGUGCGGCUGGGAAGUCUGUCGCCGACAGUGCUUGGUUGGGCAGGAACUUUCGUAUUGUUGGUAGUGUUACUUUGCACUAUCCGACUAUUCGUAAGCGCGAACUCAGCUUUGAGGAGAAGGAUCACAACAAGGUGGAGCAAUGA